AUGAUGGAAUACGUCAAUCUAGGCAAGUCUGGUCUCAAGGUGAGUCACCUCGAUGCCCUCCGCGUCACGCUCACCUCUCUUUGGGUCUCCAAACUUGUGUUGGGCUGCAUGACAUACGGCUCUGGCGGCGAAUGGAUGAUCUCGGACCACGAUGAGUCAAUUCGACAGAUCAAGUACGCGUACGACAAAGGUAUCAACGCGUUUGAUACCGCCAACACCUACUCUGCCGGAGAGAGUGAGGUGAUACUGGGCAAAUUCCUGAAGCAGCACAACAUUCCCAGAGAAAGCGUGGUCAUCCUCACGAAGACUUUCAACACGGAUGGCAAGCUGGAAGAUAAAGGUCCGGCCGGCUGGAUCAAUCAAAAAGGACUGAGUCGAAAGAGGAUCUUCGCAUCCGUUGACGACUCGCUCAAGAGGCUUCAACUGGACUAUAUUGACGUCCUCCAAUGCCACCGGUUUGAUCCGGAGACUCCCGUCGAAGAGACUAUGCAGGCUCUGCAUGACGUCGUCCAAUCUGGCAAAGUCAGAUACAUUGGCAUGAGCAGUUGUUGGGCGUGGCAGUUCCAGCUCAUGCAGACUUACGCCAUCCACAAUCGGCUCACUCCGUUCAUCUCUAUGCAGAACCAACACAGUGCUCUGUAUCGUGAAGAGGAGAGAGAAAUGAUGCCCAUGCUCAAGCAUUACGGUAUCGGUGUCAUCCCAUGGGGACCUCUCGCCGCGGGAUUGCUCUGUCGACCACCCCAAGAACGAAAGGCCACGCCUAGAGGAGACAAAGGUCUCCCCAACGAUGGUCGAGGUACGUUCCCCUCGGAACUCGAAAUCAUUGCUCGUGUCGAAAAGGUCGCCAAGAAUCGAGGUGUCCCUAUGGCAGAAGUGGCCAUUGCUUGGUCUCUUCAGUCCGAAUGGGUCACGGCGCCUAUCGUGGGAGUAAGAUCGACGGAGCGCUUGGACGAGUUGAUCAAGGGUUUGCAAUGCAGACUCACGGAAGAGGAGAUCAAGGAGAUCGGAGAGCCUUAUCAGCCGGUCAAGGUUAGAGGCCACAAGUAG
Molecule: messenger RNA, 1047 nt
Organism: Kockovaella imperatae
Lineage: Eukaryota; Fungi; Basidiomycota; Tremellomycetes; Tremellales; Cuniculitremaceae
Product: NADP-dependent oxidoreductase domain-containing protein
Exons: 5
Coding region: 1-1047 (348 amino acids)
Source: RefSeq, a predicted model, not a curated record